This is a messenger RNA of Boleophthalmus pectinirostris (great blue-spotted mudskipper), 522 nucleotides long. RefSeq names its product lens intrinsic membrane protein 2.3 (gene lim2.3). Gene Ontology annotation, cellular component: plasma membrane. The record is from RefSeq and is a predicted model, not a curated record. NCBI's taxonomy places the organism in Eukaryota, Metazoa, Chordata, Actinopteri, Gobiiformes, Gobiidae. The transcript is spliced from 4 exons. Gene Ontology annotation, molecular function: structural constituent of eye lens. Bases 1 to 522 code for a protein of 173 amino acids.
AUGUACAGCUUCAUGGGUGGUGGGCUGUUCUGCGCUGGAGUAGGCAACAUCCUUCUGAUUGUCUCCACGGCAACAGACUACUGGAUGCAGUACCGACAUGCCAGCAAUUACAUGCACCAGGGUCUGUGGAGAUACUGUGUGCCCGGGAAAUGCAUGACACACACAGACAGCAUUGCUUAUUGGGACGCAACACGAGCCUUUAUGAUCCUCUCCCUGCUGGCCUGCUUCAUUGGAAUUGUAAUUGGUAUAAUGGCUUUUAUCCACUAUUCAUCCUUUGACAGCUUUGACAAGACAUUUGCAGCCGGCAUUCUCUUCUUCAUCUCUUGCUUCUUUGUGCUGCUGGCAAUGGCAGUAUACACUGGCGUGACUGUGAAUUACUAUGGAAAACGUUAUGGCAGUUGGCGUUUCUCCUGGUCCUAUAUAAUGGGCUGGGUUGCAGUUGUGCUAACCUUUUUCUCAGGUAUCUUCUACAUGUGUGCAUAUCGAAUGCACGAAUGCCCAAGAAACUCCAACUCACGCUGA